UCGACACCGGUCGUUAUUGCGUCAGGAUGGCGGCGGCUGCAGUCAAACUGACUGACGAGUUCUUGCGAUGCACCAUUUGCACCGAGGUCCUACAGGAGCCAUGCACACUUGUCUGUUAUCACACAUUCUGUCGGAAAUGUGUCGUCAACUACACCAAAACUAAACCCGAAGCCAUCAGUGCCAAGUCUCUUCUGUGUCCAUUCUGCAGCAAGAUGACGAAAGUGUCUGAGCCUGACAAACCAGUGGAGGAAUGGGCGGAUGACGUCAAGCCAAGCUUUGUCAUCCAGGGACUGUUGGACUCCUUUGGUCCAGGAUCUAAAGACAUGACGAACUGCCAGUAUUGUAAAGAAAUAGGGAAGGCAACUCCAGCUGUUUCCUGGUGCUCCGUUUGUGAUGACGCAGUCUGUGAAGAAUGUGCAGCAAUGCACAAACGAAUUCCAGCAACACGGAACCAUGAAGUUAUCAUUUUUACAGGAGAUACAAAAACCUUGCAAAAGCGAAAGGUAAUGUGCGAAGAGCACAAAAAUGAAUGUAUUGAGUUUGUUUGCAAAGACUGCAAAAAGCUGAUUUGUCAGAAGUGCUGCAUAGUCUACCACAGGAAAUGUUCAUCUGUUGUCACAAUUGAAUCAGAGCUUACCGAGAUGAAGACAAAACUGAUGACAAAAAGGAAGUCGUUGCUUACAGACGAACAAAUGAGGAAGGACCGAGUCAGAGAACAGAAACUAAGACUCACUGAGGUCAGUGAAUCAUCGUCAGAACUGGAGUCACUGAUUCGGUCGUCCUGUGACAUGGCCAGAGAAAAGAUUAAACAGAAGGAGAACACACUCAUAAACAAACUGAAAGAAGCUACAGAAAUUCACCUUGGACAGCUAAAAGCUGACAUCAAGGCGGGAGAAAUGUCAAUCCAGAUGUACCACCAGGAGGUCGAGCUGAUAGACAAGGGUCUGGGGACUGAAUGUCAGGUGGACAUGUACCGAUUUUGUCAGUGGUUUGAGGAGGAACGUCAAGAAGAGGCUGUAGUCAACGAGACUGUGGACAAAAUCAUUUAUGAACAGGAUAUGGACAAGCUUGUCAAUGUUCUAGACAAUCUACCACUGGGAGACAUUGAGGUUGUGUAUAAGGGUAAUGAGAUGCAUGGUGAUGGUGUGUUUGAUGUGAAGGGAACGCCUGUCUUACAUAAUACAAUAAACAUUAGGUUACCAUCUGACAACUCCUCGUCCACGCCCUUGGAUGUAAUGGUGAUGGUGGUCAACAAUACGCAUACACUGGUGGUCAUAGAUGAUGGGAAUGGAAAUCUGAAGUCCUUCUACACUCGGAAUAAUAAAGCAUGUCAAAGUAACAUUGAUGUUGGAAGUCGGCCAUGCAAUAUAGCGAAAUUGUCAAACAAUCAGGUGAUUGUAUCUAUUAGCAAUGAACGAAAGCUUGUAACGGUUGGCGUCACUCCAGACCUUGUGCAUCUCUCAACGAUCAACACAAGCAAACAUUAUUAUGGUUUGACUGCUCUGACAUCGUCAACACUAGCGGCCGGGUCUCUGUCCCUCCGUGUGUGGAUAUUAUUGAUGCGGCGGGGAACGUUCUGAGGUCGUUUAUGCCGAUUGUAGAUAGGGUACCACUGGUCAAAAGACCCUAUUACCUCUGUACGUCGAGGAAAGGGAACAUCCUUGUGUCUGACGAAGGAACCAGGCGUAUAUUGUGUUUGA
Haliotis rubra (blacklip abalone) is the source of this 1700-nucleotide messenger RNA. Its product is annotated as E3 ubiquitin-protein ligase Midline-1-like. The transcript has 3 exons. NCBI's taxonomy places the organism in Eukaryota, Metazoa, Mollusca, Gastropoda, Lepetellida, Haliotidae. Gene Ontology annotation, biological process: positive regulation of DNA-templated transcription. Gene Ontology annotation, molecular function: ubiquitin-protein transferase activity; zinc ion binding. Gene Ontology annotation, cellular component: nucleoplasm; chromatin. Bases 27 to 1580 code for a protein of 517 amino acids. The record is from RefSeq and is a predicted model, not a curated record.